Limanda limanda (common dab) is the source of this 912-nucleotide messenger RNA. Its product is annotated as germ cell-specific gene 1-like protein. The transcript is spliced from 5 exons. The record is from RefSeq and is a predicted model, not a curated record. Gene Ontology annotation, cellular component: plasma membrane. The coding region runs from base 1 to 912 and encodes 303 amino acids. NCBI's taxonomy places the organism in Eukaryota, Metazoa, Chordata, Actinopteri, Pleuronectiformes, Pleuronectidae.
AUGAGGCUAGAGCACGGGCGGCGGGCUUCUCUGGCGCUCACCCUCAACUUCGUGGCGUUUGCUUUUGCCUUAUCAGCUGUGACCACCAGCUACUGGUGCGAGGGGACCAGGAAGGUGGCCAAACCCUUCUGCACAGGGCCGCCGAUGAAAUCGAAGCAGUGGUUCUGUAUCCGCUUCAACAGCACCAACAUCAACGACACUCGGCUGGUGCAGUACAUCUUCGAGACGGGGGAAGAGAAGUUCCUGCUGAGGAAAUUCCAUGCAGGCAUAUUUUUCUCCUGCGAGCAGACCGCCGACAUGAAUGGGUUUGACUGUCGGGACUUCGCAGAGAUCGCACCAGAACAUGAAAGAGGGGUCUUGUGGUUGUGUAUUGUGGCUGAGACUCUGUACCUCACCCUGCUCUUCACAGGGGGCGCUCUGUUGACACUGGAGCAGUGCCCCUGCUUCAGCAUCAUGAACAAACUGAAGCUCAGUGCCUUUGCCGCUUUGUGCACCGCCCUGUCAGGCCUUUGUGGGAUGGUGGCCCACAUGAUGUUUACCACUAUAUUCCAGUUGGCUGUCGCUAUGGGGCCAGAGGACUGGAGGCCCAAGACCUGGGACUACAGCUGGUCUUAUGUCUUAGCGUGGGGCUCUUUCGGCACCUGCAUGGGCUCUGCAGUGACGGCACUGAACAGGUACACGAAGACCAUCGUAGAGUUUAAAUACAAGCGGCGGAACAUCGAGAAGAGCAUGAUGAUCAAGAAGAAGAUGAUGGAGCUCGACCUCCCCGAGCAGAUGUGGGACAUGUAUCUGACUGCUGUGCCCGCUGACACUGAGGUACCGCUACAACUGCCAAUCAACGGCCUGAAGCCCCCGACAGGAACAACGUAUGUGAUGGAAGUGGACAGUGUACACGGAGAAGCAUAUUGCUGA